Benincasa hispida (wax gourd) is the source of this 2275-nucleotide messenger RNA. RefSeq names its product BTB/POZ domain-containing protein At3g22104-like. Gene Ontology annotation, molecular function: protein binding. The record is from RefSeq and is a predicted model, not a curated record. Lineage: Eukaryota; Viridiplantae; Streptophyta; Magnoliopsida; Cucurbitales; Cucurbitaceae.
GGGUAGGGCACUGUACCCUACAAAAUCAAUAUCUAUUUAUUUCUAAAGUUAAUUGUUGUUUAUUUUUCUUCUGGGUCUGGACAUUGGGAGUUUAUUAUUAACUACUUUUUUUGCUAAAGAUUUAUUGUUUUUUAUUUUGGGCAGGAAUGUCAGUGGUCACACUUAACUUGCACUCCUCUCUCUUGGAGUUUGUAUAAUAUAUAAUUGACUUGGUUGUUGUAUUUCCAUUUUCUACUGCUUGUUUCUUCCAGCGGCUUUGAGAAUCUUUUUGAUCAUAUAUCUCAGUUUUAGAAUCAUUUUGCAGUGAAGUUGUUGAUUACUGAAACCCCCAUUUUCUUCUACUGCUUGUCUUCUUCUUUCUUUUCAGAAUAAACGCACUCUGUUCUUCUUCUUCUUCACUCCUCUUUUUGGGGCUACAACAAAACCAAAUUCCAAACAACUCAAUUUCGAAACGACCCAUUUUUUGUUGUAAGCUUUUUAGGGGUACUGUUGAGUUUUUCUUUGUUUUGGGCAAUGGAAAUCUGCUGCAAUCUUGAAGUGGAUGUCAAUGGCGAAGAGAUUUUUAUGGUGGAUAAGAAAACUGUAGCUUCAUACUCUGGCAGGUUGAGCAAGUUAUUUGGUAAAUCAAAGGCUACUUUAAGAAAUAUGAAGUUGAUAUUCCAGGAUUUUCCUGGAGGGGCAGAGGGAUUUGAGUUGGUCUUGAAGUUCUGUUACAACAACGGAAAUGUUAAAAUCAGUACUUCAAAUGUCCCUCUUUUGUAUUCUGCAGCAAAAUUCAUGGAGAUGAACAGUUCAAUCUCAGGCACCCAAAAUUUACAAGAACAAACAGAGAAAUACCUUGAAGAUAUCAGCGAGUGGACUUGGUCUGAGGUUUUGAAUGCUUUGAAACAAUGUCAAGAUUUGUCUCUUAACCCUUCAAUUCUGCUUGAGAAAUGCUUAGAUUCUGUUGUUGGAAGGCUGAAUUUAGCUGUGGAAGCAAAUUCUUGUCCAUCUACCUCCUCGCCCGAUAGCUCAGCAUUACGGUUUUCGUGUGAUACAAAGAGCACUGAAAGCUUAAAGACAGGGUUCUCUAAUGGAUUAUGGUGGUUUGAAGAACUUUUAAUCUUCUCUCCUGACUUUGUUAAAAUGAUACUGCAAUUGUUGCUUAAACGAAAUUUUGAUGAAGUUGUCAUUGGUAGGUUUCUUAUUUAUUACCAGAAAUCGAAGUCUUCGAAUGCUACAAGAGAUGAAAAGCUUAAGAUUGUUGAGGUUGUAGUCGAAAUGCUUUAUACUCUUGAGCACAAUUCUGUUUCCUGCAAAAGCCUUUUCAGCAUUCUUCGAGUUGCUUUGGGAUUGAACAUAGAAAAAUGUAUUCGAAAUAAGUUGGAGAGGAUGAUCGGUGCACGGUUGGAUCAAGGAUCGUUGGACAAUUUACUACUUCCAUCUCCAUCUGGGAUGAACUAUUUAUAUGAUGUGAAUCUUGUUCUAAGAUUUGUCAAAGCAUUUUUGCUUGAAAAAACGAAUCGAACAUCUCCAAUACCAUUAAGAAGAGUAGCUAGAUUAAUGGAUUUGUACAUGGCAGAAGUAGCUCCUGACCCUUGUUUAAAGCCUUCAAAGUUUCUAGCCCUUGCCAAAGCCCUGCCAGAUAAUGCUCGAAGCUCCCACGAUGAUAUGUACCGUGCCAUGGAUAUGUAUAUAGAGGUUCAUACAGAAAUGUCAGAAGAAGAAAAGGUUAAAAUGUGUUGUGCACUGAAUUAUGAGAAGCUCUCAGCAGAAACUUGCAUAAAUCUUUCAAAAAGUAUAAGAUUUCCAUCCACAUCUUCCAUACAAGCCCUUAUUUCUGAGCAGCUCAAGCUCAAAAGCUUACUUCAAACAGCUAACAGCCCUACAUCCAUCACCAGUUUGCCUUGUAAACUCGAUGAAAAGCUUGAUUUUCCAGAAGAAAAUGAGAAACUGAAAGCACAUAUACAAGGAAUUCAAUGGAGAGUGAUGGAAUUAGAGCGUGUGUGUAAGAAAAUGCAAACUCAAAUGACAAAAGUUAUGAAAUCUAAAGUAACAAGUCAUAGUCAGCUGAAAUCUUUGCCCUGGCUUUGUUCAUAGUAUCAUUUCUAAUCUGAAAUAUUGUUGUUUGUAUUGUACAAAGUGAGGACAUUCUUUUCCUUCUUCAGGUAGAAACUGAGGGUGAUUAGUGCUGUUUGUUUUUCAUUGUAGAUUCAAAUGUUGGGUUGUGUACAGUGACAGAAAUGAAAAUUGAAGAAAAGAAAAAGAAGAAAGCUUUUUCUUUCUUUUUUGGUUA